GCGGAGAUUUGUGUGAAGAGCGACUUUGUUGACGACUUUAUGAAGUUUUGAACAUGUCCUCAGUCAUGGAUGGAGACCUGCUGUCUUUGUCAUCUUCUUCAGUGUUAUCAUCCUCAUCAGCAGCAACAGGACCACAGAAAGAACCAUCACCUGAAAGUGCCAGCGACCUUCCUCAGACCCAGCAGGAAUACAAGUCCACUGAAGAAUCAUGGACAGGAGACAUGAGCCCCAUGGGUGACAGACUGCUGUCCAACGACGAGCAGAUCACUCUGAUCACUGAGAGUUUGACAGUCACCUCCACUGACCAGGAAAAACUGCUGCUGCUCAACAGGAACACUGAGCUCCGCAGAGUCAACAAAGAGCUGAUGAAGCUGAAUGACGACUGGGACCAGGUGUACCGCAGCGCCACGCUGGGUCUGCAGCACAGACUGGAGUCUCUGGAGCUGGAGAACAGUGCCAUCAAACAGCUGAACAACCGACUGCUCCUCAGAGCUGAGCAUCAACAAGUAAACACAACAAAAGCACCCACACCACCACAAGCGCAGUGCAUUGACCUACAGUGUACUCUAGAUGUGGGACGAGAUAAAGCACAUGGGGGAAUUCCUACAGCAGCUGUUCUAAAUAGCAGAAUUUGUGGUUUAAAUGUGCUGCAUUUCAAAUUGCAGAGUGCAAAGGAGUAUUAUGAGCAGGCACUGAUGACAGAGCUGAAGAAGAACCAGGAGCUGCAACAAUAUAUCAGGUUACUGGAGAACAAAAUGCACCAGUCAGAGAGAGACUGCACAGCCGCCAAACAGGGCAGCUUUAGUGCUGGGAUUGGAAGUCAUGGCUCACGUCUCACCGGUAAUCCCCCCAGAGGACCCGACCUAUCAUGCAGCCAUGUCUCUGGGUACAACAUCCCUUCCUCCUUUCCUCCAGUUUCUCCCAACCCAGAAGCAGGAUGGCAGGGGAAAAGCCAAAGCAGCACCCCACUGGGAGCACUGGGAAGCUCCCAGCAAGAAGUUCAAGACUUAAAAGAGCAGCUGGGUGCACUGAGAUGUCAGACUGAGAUGUAUGAAGCAGAAUAUCAGACAGAACACAACGACCACAAGCACACGUUGCAGGAAAAUCGAAGGCUGAGGAAGAAGAGAGAGGAGACGCGCCAACAGGUGGCCUUACUGCAAGAACAGCUCAAGAUUUACGAGGACGACUUUAGAAGGGAGAGGUCUGACAAACAGAUGCUCCAGCGACUGUUGCUGCAGAAAUCGUCUCAAAGCAAGGAGCCGGUGCUUAUCCACCGCUGCAAUAACGAGCAGGCGCCGCUAGGGGGCGACAAGAGCACCCACAGUGGAGACAAAGGAAAGCAGCACCACCCACUCUGCCCCAAGCACCCGAACAGGGACAAAGACUUGGCCUGAGGCUUGGAGGGAGAGAAAAUCGUGAUCUAGCAAACAGAUAAUGGAGUUUAUAAAAUAGCAGAUUAAGCCUGCUAAAUUGAAAAUCACUGAAUGUGUAAGAAAUCUGUAGUAAGUCAGAAUGACUCAUGGGAAAAGCUGUUGUGCAGACAACUCAUCAUCACUUUAAUACUUUAUUUAACACAUCUAAUAUAUCUAUUUUUCUUACAUCUCUGCGUAACAUUUUUCAGAUUGAUAUAUCCUUUUUUAAUAAAAUUAUGUUUUGUUUGACUUUCAUAGUGAGUCAUACAAACUAA
Cololabis saira (Pacific saury) is the source of this 1687-nucleotide messenger RNA. RefSeq lists its product as uncharacterized. The coding region runs from base 54 to 1394 and encodes 446 amino acids. Gene Ontology annotation, biological process: regulation of transcription by RNA polymerase II; cellular response to lipopolysaccharide. The record is from RefSeq and is a predicted model, not a curated record. Lineage: Eukaryota; Metazoa; Chordata; Actinopteri; Beloniformes; Belonidae. The transcript has 6 exons.